AUGGAUCCAAGACAGCCGCCACAGCUGCCCUUCUCGCGCAACGCUGCUUCGCAGUACAGCCGCUCACCAUUUCCUCCAUCGUCGAACACGACCGCGACAUCGACACCGAACCAGUCGCCAUUCCCACCCGUCUCCCAUCCGCCUGCGAAUAAUCCUCCAUAUGCCGAGCAUCAGCGACGCUCCUCAGAAAAUCCAUACUACGCAUUGGGCCCAAGAUCCUUCCCGCAAGAGCCAAAUUCGGGACCUCCUCCUCCUUCAGGCCACUCUCGACACCCGAGUGCAUCCUCAUUACCUGGUGGUCCGCCGAUGAAUCGUAAUAUGCCUCCUCCGGGCUCUCCUCCCCAGCCUGGGAAUCCACCUCCUCCGGGAUCGCAUCAGAUGGGGCACUAUGGCCUGCCUGUGCCAAGAGCUCCGCCUUUGAACGUUGGUCAUCCGACUUCAUUCCCAGGCGGCCGCGAGCUACCUUCGCUACACUCAAUACAAAGAACGGGGAGCACCGGCAGUUCAAUGUCAAUAUCCUCAAUGCUGGGUGGCCCUCCCGCAGCGCAAAGAGACUCACAGCCGCCGCCAUCGCAUUUUCCUGCGCCGGCGACUUCGGCGCCUUCUGGACCGACGUUCGCGCCGACGAUGCAGGUUUCUCCGAGAAUGCACUCUGCUUCCUCCGACUAUCAGCCUUUCAGAAGACCCCAGACACCUGACCAUCAGCGCCCGUAUGAUCCGAGAGGUAGCGCCGCUGCAUCGCCUCAGGGUGCGUAUUCGACCACGCCCGAGAUGCAGCGGUACGGCACACCCCAGCAGGGUUACCACCAGCGCGGCCUUUCAGCUCAGGAUGGUAGAGAGUCGAGCCGAAUGCCUCAAGGCCCUCCGCCGAGGCCCACGAGCCAGCCAAAGUCCUUUCAAAACAUGCCGCCAAGGCCUGCUGAGAUGGGUCGGAAUAACGGACCGGAGGAGAUGUAUCCGAGGCGGGAGGAGAUAUCUAGAGGCUCGAUGGAGUACAAUCCAGAGCGACCUGGUCUGAAGCCCAUGACCUUUGAUGACCGUUACCGCGCAGAAAGGGAUCGACGGGACGAGAUUGAGUUUAGGGAAAGAGAGCGCAGAGACAGAGCAUAUUCGGGAGGCGACGGUGGUCGAGGACCUCCCGUACACCAGGGCGAAUACCGGCCUCAGGAAGUUCAAAGAGGGCAGCCCCCACCGUUCAGUCGCCCGCCGGAGCAGCAGCAGCGUGAGCAAGGCCCUUGGCCACCAAGACAGCAGCCGCCUUUUGAUCAGUCCAGGCCCGGUCAGCCGCACCUGCAGCUGCAACAACCACAGCAGCAGCAGCAGCCUUUUGAC
Messenger RNA from Colletotrichum phormii, 1332 nucleotides. RefSeq lists its product as uncharacterized. The annotation marks the transcript as partial. The transcript has 2 exons. NCBI's taxonomy places the organism in Eukaryota, Fungi, Ascomycota, Sordariomycetes, Glomerellales, Glomerellaceae. The record is from RefSeq and is a predicted model, not a curated record.